Molecule: messenger RNA, 657 nt
Organism: Sinocyclocheilus anshuiensis
Lineage: Eukaryota; Metazoa; Chordata; Actinopteri; Cypriniformes; Cyprinidae
Product: potassium voltage-gated channel subfamily C member 1-like
Exons: 3
Coding region: 1-366 (121 amino acids)
Source: RefSeq, a predicted model, not a curated record
AUGAGGUGUAAAUUGAGUGAGCAGAAGCUUCUGGCUGCCAGAGAGCUCACAGAUCCCAAAGUGAACGGUGAGGCAGCUAAAGCAGCACUGGCCAAUGAGGAUUGUCCCCACAUAGACCAAGCCAAUUCCCCUGAGGACGGUCAGAUCUUUAACCCAAGCCAGCCGCGGGGAGACACUCCGUGUUUUCUGCUAAACGUCGGAGGACGAUCCACAAACACGGGCACCCGAGUGAGGAAGGCCGGAAUGUUCUCAGGGAGGUCAGGGGCGGAGCCAGCCGGCCCGACGCAUGGCACACAGGGUUACCCACUUCUGCAGCUAGGCUGGGCGCACAGCCCAGAAGAUGGCCAUGCCAGGGUCACCACCUGAGAUCCAUCCCUGUUUCGCUGUCAUACGUUCAAACAGCCCACAGCAGCCUUAGAUAAAUAAAAGGCCCCUACACGCUAUGUAGCUUUACAGGCUGUCAAUUAACGUCAGCAAAUGUAGUGAUAUAAAAACCAACACACGUUCAUGUUAUCUCACACCUGUUCUAGUUUGACCCCUGACCCCUGCUGUAUGAAUAGACUUCGGAUCACACCUUAGAGUGACCUUUCCACAAUAAUUACACCACUGACAGCAACAACAUAAACCGGUCAUUUCUGAUCACAUUCAAAAGAAUAU